This is a messenger RNA of Protopolystoma xenopodis, 217 nucleotides long. Lineage: Eukaryota; Metazoa; Platyhelminthes; Monogenea; Polystomatidea; Polystomatidae. The record is from the annotation of a GenBank genome assembly.
UACUGGUUUUGACGCUGCUACUGGCCAAUAUCUUGAAGUACCCAUUGAUCAGGCGGGAACAUACGUUAUUCAGGACCCUGGCUUAAUUGCUGGAACGCAGCUGCAACUAAGCAAUGUUAUACAAGGUGGAAAAAGCCUUCUUAAACCUGAGUUAGCGCAGCAUCUGACUCAAUCUGGAGGUUACAAAGUAAAUAAUGUUUACUCAUCUAUUUUAUGA